GAGACUGACUCACUUCUGGAGCCAGCCUCAGGUGGAUGCAUGCUGUCCUGUGUGAUCAUCUCUUACGUUUCUGUUCGAUCUAUACUGUAAAUCCACGUCCUCUCGUUCCUCUCGUUCCUCUCGUUCCUCCCCCUCUCCAGCUCUCUCUCUCUCCAUGUGACUGACACAGAGAGUCAAAGUGCCUCCUUCGUCAGUCUGCUCUCAGUCAGUAGGUCGGUGGUUCUCAGUCAGUCUCGUCUGUCAGUUCCAGUUUUUUCUCUCUCCGCGCGGUCGUUCUGCGUCUUUACGCGCGGAUCCUCCCGUUGCGCGCCCGCUCCCUCCAUCCUGAUCCUGAUCCCUCCAUCCUGAUCCCUCUCCUCCUCUGUGGAUAUUCCCGCUCCAGCAGCAGCGAUGGACGACGACUUCCUCUCCGACUUAGCCGGAGACUCCGAGGCUCUUAGCCCAAACUCCACCGAGGAGCCCGGCUGGUGGGCGUCCUCGGACGGCGGGGAGACGGUUCACUUCGCCGUGCGCUGCGUCAUGACUUCGGUGUACAUCCUGAUCAUCACCGUGGGUCUGCUGGGUAACAUCACCCUGGUGAAGAUCUUCAUCACCAACAGCGCCAUGCGCAGCGUGCCCAACAUCUUCAUCUCCAGCCUGGCGGCGGGAGACCUGCUGCUGCUGGUCACCUGCGUGCCGGUGGACGCGUUCCGGUACUUCUCCGUGGAGUGGGUGUUCGGCGAGGCGGCGUGCAAACUCAUCCCCGUCAUCCAGCUCACAUCGGUCGGCGUGUCCGUGUUCACACUGACGGCGCUCAGCGCGGACAGGUAUAAGGCCAUUGUGAACCCGAUGGACAUCCAGACGUCCAGCGCCGUCUUCUGGACGUGUCUGAAAGCUGUUUCGAUCUGGCUGCUGUCCGUCCUGCUGGCCGUCCCCGAGGCCAUCUUCUCACAAGUCGUCUCCAUGCAGGGUCACAGAGACAACGUCACCUUUGUGAACUGCGUGCCGUACCCGUUGUCCAAUCAGAUGCAUCCGAAGAUCCACUCUGUGAUGAUCUUCCUGGUGUACUUCCUGGUUCCUCUCGCCAUCAUCUCGGUGUAUUAUUACCACAUCGCCCGCACGCUCAUCAAGAGCGCCCACGACAUGCCGGGCGAGGUCAGCGAACACACCAAGAGACAGAUGGAGACGAGGAAGCGUCUGGCCAAGAUCGUGUUGGUGUUCGUGGGUCUGUUCGCCCUGUGCUGGUUCCCCAACCACGUUCUCUACAUGUACCGCUCCUUCCACUACCACCAGAUGGAUCUGUCACUGGCUCAUCUCGUCAUCACCCUGCUGGCCAGAGUCCUCAGCUUCUCCUCAUCCUGCGUCAACCCGUUCGCCCUCUACCUGCUCAGCGAGAGCUUCCGAAGACACUUCAACAGUCAGCUGCGAUGUGGUCGAGGUCCCCGCCCCGAGCGCCAGGCCAGCUACCUGCACAGCACCUCCCACAUCCGACUCACCUCCAUCAAGAAGACCACGCCCACCGCCGCCAUCAACCCUCCAGCAGCUAACGGCAACUCCAGCAGACAGGAAGUGGCUCUGUGAAAGUCUGCCAUGAGUUUCAGUUUCCCCUCAUCUCAGCAGUUCUGCAAACACAGGACUCCUGCAGCUCUGAAAGCUGGAGAGGUAUUGUGGUGCAAAGUGUGGACUGUGUGGACUGGUCGAGGAAACUUUACACGUCUUAGAUCCAUUGACUGAGUUUCUCCAUCAUCUGAAAAUCAAACAAAAAGUGCCUCUUGGAAAUACAAGGUCAGACAUUGAAAACACUUCACUUUUCUACAGCCACAGUUCUCCAGAUACUGUUUGCUAAAAGUAUAUAGGAAAGGUGUUGGAGGAGGUUAAACUUUCACAAAAAGAAAAGAAAGAGGACAGACAGUCCUGUUGACAGCAUGGUUACUGCACGAGCAUGUCUGCUGUGAAAGCUUGUUUCUUGUGCUAAGUUGCUGGAAUGUGCAUCGUUGAUUGAUCUAAACAGCCAUUUUUAUCAGACAUGGAGCGACGUCCCCAGAGACAGGAGUGAGUCGUCCUCGAAUCCAAGGACAUUUCGGCAAAUGCUUGGACCCACUGAAAGAUUUUGAGUUGUGGGUUGGUCGCUCUCUGAUCUCCUGCUACGACUAUUUGGGGGAUUCAUGAAAAUGCAUUUGUAGCAGUUAAUACAACCAGAAGCCUUGUAAACUGUCUCAGCCCGCGUGGAGGAAAACCUCUUUGGUCAAUGUUUGCUUUGU
This is a messenger RNA of Larimichthys crocea (large yellow croaker), 2240 nucleotides long. RefSeq names its product neuromedin B receptor (gene nmbr). The coding region runs from base 391 to 1560 and encodes 389 amino acids. The record is from RefSeq and is a predicted model, not a curated record. Gene Ontology annotation, cellular component: plasma membrane. NCBI's taxonomy places the organism in Eukaryota, Metazoa, Chordata, Actinopteri, Sciaenidae. Gene Ontology annotation, biological process: bombesin receptor signaling pathway. Gene Ontology annotation, molecular function: bombesin receptor activity. The transcript is spliced from 5 exons.